Molecule: messenger RNA, 2961 nt
Organism: Alternaria incomplexa
Lineage: Eukaryota; Fungi; Ascomycota; Dothideomycetes; Pleosporales; Pleosporaceae
Exons: 4
Coding region: 1-2961 (986 amino acids)
Cellular component (GO): plasma membrane
Molecular function (GO): calcium-activated cation channel activity
Source: RefSeq, a predicted model, not a curated record
AUGGAUGUUUGGAGGCGACAGAAUGGCGAGAGUGGGACUGAUAAGUUUCUCGACUUGAUUGCGGAUCCGUUCCAAGGCGAAAUCCAAGAGAACUCGAUUUACGCCGCUAUUGUCUAUUCCUUCGUUAUUUCCGGUCUGCUGGUCGUGGUGUUCUGCUUCCUUCGACCCCGCAACUCGCGAGUUUACGCGCCACGAGCGAAACAUGCCGAUGAGAAACACCGACCGAAGCCUUUGGACAAGAAGCCAUUAAGUUGGUUGUCUGCGGUUAGGGAUGUGAAAGAGCAGGAGUUGGUGGACACCAUUGGUCUGGAUGCGGUCGUGUUUCUACGGUUCCUUCGAAUGCUCCGGAACAUCUUCAUCGUGUUGACGGCUGUUGGUUGUGGCAUCCUGAUACCGGUCAAUGUUGUGGGGGGUUCGCCGCUGUACAAGCAGUGGAAGGAGAUACCGACAUUGAUGAAGUUCACACCGCAGUAUAUCUUUGGAAGGAAGUUUUGGGCGUACGUUGUGGUGGCGUAUAUCAUCCAGGGGACUGUUUGCUUCUUCCUUUGGUGGAACUACAGGGCCGUUCUGAAGCUUAGGCGCGCGUAUUUCAAUACCCAGGAAUACAAGUCCAGUUUGCAUUCGCGAACGCUACUACUAACACACGUUCCCGAAUCAUCGCGGACCGACGCUGGGCUUGUCGAGCUUGUCGAACAGGCGAAGCCUAUCGAUAGUAUACCCCGGACAGUUAUUGGACGCAAUGUCAAGGAUUUGCCCAAGCUAAUUGAGGCGCAUGAUGAUGCUGUCCGCCUGCUCGAGAAGCAUUUGGCUGAGUACCUAAGUAACCCGAAUAAGCUACCCGCCAAGCGCCCGACGUGCAAGGCUAUGAAAGACGAUCAGGCAGUCCAUGGCAAAGGAAAACUAGAUGCGAUCGAUUACCUCACGGACCGAAUAUCCAGGCUGGAGACGACGAUCAAGGAAGUGCGGGAGGGUGUCGAUAUGCGAAACCCGAUGCCAUAUGGAUUCGCAUCCUACGCACACAUCGAGGAUGCGCAUGCAGUUGCGUAUGCGACGAAGAAGAAGGGCCCCGCUGGCUGCGAUGUUUACCUUGCGCCCAAACCCCACGACCUGCUCUGGCAGAAUCUCCCGAUGACACGGAGAACUCGCAGGAUACGUGCCUUCUGGGACGGUCUUUGGGUUGUCUUGUUCACCAUCGCCUUUGUCGUGCCCAACAUCUUGACUUCGGUUUUCCUGUCAGACUUCUCCCACUUGGGACUCGUUUGGCCAGCGUUCAUGACGAAUCUCCAAGCUCAUCCCACUGGCUGGGCGAUUGCGCAGGGUAUCUUGGCUCCUUUGGUACAAACUCUAAUGUAUAUGGGAGUACCCGUGGUGUUUCGACGACUGUUCACGCACUCUGGAGAUGUAUCGAAGACAUCCAGAGAACGCCAUGUCACUGCUCGCCUCUAUUCUUUCUUUGUGUUCAACAACCUCCUUGUCUUUUCCGUAUUCGGUUCGGCCUGGCGGUUCGUGGCUGCGGUCAUUGCUGCCCAGGAUCAAGGCGUGUGGGAGGCCAUCCAGGACGGUCAUCUGUUCACCAAGGUUAUGACUGGCUUGUGUAAUGUGUCUACAUUCUGGCUUACCUGGCAAAUGCAACGCAACCUCGGUGCUGCUAUCGAUCUCUCACAAGCUUGGAUAUUCGCUUGGUCCUGGAUUCAGCGUACCUUCUUCUCACCAACUCCGCGGGAGCUCAUCGAACUCAGUGCACCGCAACCAUUCCCGUAUGCCGACUACUACAACAACUACCUCUUCGUAUCGACGGUUGGUCUCUGCAUGGGCACACUACAGCCUAUCAUCUUCCCGGUGACAGCCUUUUAUAUUGCCAUGGAUUCCGUCUUCAAGAAGUAUCUGCUUCAGUACGUUUUCAUCACCAAAACCGAGUCGGGCGGUAGAUUCUGGAAGCUCCUGGUCAAUCGCAUGCUUUUCGCGGUUUGUUUCGCAAACGCGGUCAUCGCGUUGGUUGUUGGAGCAAACGGUGUCGGGUCGAUCGAUUUCGACAAUGUUCAAGUGAGGACUGGUAACAUGCUCUACGCAAUGAUUCCAUUGCCGUUCUUACUAUUCGGCUUCAAGUGGUACUGCAGGCGAGCUUUCGACGACAAACUGCUGUAUUACUCAACGCUCCCCUAUUCCGAUGUCGAAGGCUCUCAUUCCGUGGAUCACCCGAAAUCAAAGAAGAGCACCAAGGUCUCGUCCCGCUAUGGUCAUCCCGCGCUCUACAAGAAGCUGCUUACGCCAAUGGUCCACGCAAAGUCUCAGCACCUCCUGAAAGAGGUAUACGGGCACCGUUCAAAUGCUGAUCGUGACAUCUUCGAUGCACCUCACCGCCGUUCGACCGACCGUGCCAUGCCAUCCACACCAGGCUACGAUCGAUUCGGCGACUACUUCAUGACCGAAAUGGACACUCACCAGCCAGGCAAGCAUGCGACUGGUGGAACGGAGAUGCCGCACAUGGAAGUGGUCACCGAGUCAGAGCUCGACUUUGAGAACUUCAAGAAGCGUGCGGAGUUCCGUGAGCAAUUUGGAGGUGACGGGGAGCUAUACGGCCGACCCGAGGACAUGUCAAGGCCUGGCACACCAUCUACGUUCACAACGCUCACCGAAAUGGGUCCGUAUGGACGCCGGGACUCACCGUCAGGGUCGAGGGCGUCAAGUCGAACAAGACUAGGAGAUAAGGAGGAGCUAGAACAGGGGACAACAUACGCUAAGGGAUACCAGAAGACGCCGCGACCUGAGGAAGGCUUCGAAGAAGUUGGCAUCGAUGUCGACAUUCCGGCGACGCCGUUUGAUGCUGACGCCGUACUGCACGGUACGACUAGCCGCCAGCCACUUGUCAGUGCGGACGAAAGGGAUGGUGGCGUGGAAUAUUUCAACCGUGGACCUCAAGACGAGGAUACGAGUUAUGAGCGCUUUAGACAUGUUGGAUGA